AUGAACUUUUUCUACACCACAUCUUCUCCAGUGUUUAAGUCCCUCAAUCCAUCGCACAACUUGCAGAUUUGUAGCACCUUUGGGAACUAUCACUUUAAGACUUUUGAUGGCGAUAUCUUCCAUUAUCCUGGAGGCUGUAAUUAUGUAUUUGCGUCUCAUUGCAAGAGCAGCUUUGAAGAAUUUAACAUUCAGAUACGACGCAGCCUGAGAGAGACCAUUCCUGUCAUCUCCAGCAUUAAUAUAAAAAUCGAAGGUGCCAAUAUUCAUUUAACAGACCAAAAUGUGACUUUUAACAAUGAAGAGGUGAACUUGCCAUACAGAUUUGGGGGAAUACAAAUUUCAAAGAGUGAUGCUUAUAUCCGUGUAUUUUCCAUAAUUGGUGUUGAAAUGUUGUGGAAUGAAGAGGAUUCUCUCUUGUUGGAGCUAAGUCCAAAAUUUGCCAACCAAACCUGUGGUCUCUGCGGUGACUUCAAUGGGAUCCCUAUUCACAAUGAAUUUAUUGUAAAUGAUGUGCAAUUGACUGAAACACAGUAUGGAAAUCUGCAAAAAUAUAAUGGACCAACAGAGAGAUGUGAUGAUGUAGCUGAGCAACAAGAAGAAACAUGUAUCAGCCAAAAUGGAGAUCUGUGUUCAUUAGUUUUAAAUGGUCCAGCUUUUCAAGAAUGCAAUCAACUAGUGGAUGCUUCGAAAUACAUUGAACUUUGUGAGCAAGAUUUUUGUGGAUGCUCGGAAAAUUCAACAGCGUUCUGCAUUUGUAAUAUCUUUACUGAGUAUUCACGUCAAUGUGCCCAUGCUGGAGGAAAGCCACAAAACUGGAGAACUUCUGAGCUCUGCCCUUUGAGGUGUGAUUACAAUUUGGAAUACAAUGAAUGCGGCACUGCUUGCCCAGACACCUGCUCUAACUUUGAACGAUCAUUGGUUUGUGAUGAACACUGUAAAGAUGGGUGUUUCUGCCCCAUGGGAAUGGUAUAUGAUGAUGUCAACUUCUCUGGGUGCAUUCCUAAGGAGCAAUGCUCUUGUACAUACAAUGGAAAAGUCUAUGCAACAGGAACAGGAUAUACAGAAAAAUGUCAAACUUGUACCUGCCAUGGAGGAAAAUGGAACUGUGAAAAGUCUCCAUGUUAUGGAACUUGCGCUCUUGAAGGAGGCUCACAUAUCACAACUUUUGACCGUAAUCGUUAUAAUUUCCAUGGAGACUGUUUUUAUACCCUGUCAAGAACAUGUGAAAAUGACCUGUUUAGAAUUGUGGCAGAGCUUCGCCCAUGUGGCCAGACCGACACCGAGACUUGCCUUAGAAGUGUCACAAUCAGUCUGAAUGAAGGAAAAGAUUUAAUUGUUGUGGGGUCUGAAGGCAUUGUGCACGUCAACUCCCUGGAUUCCCAAUUGCCUGUCUCAACUGCCAAUGCCGUAAUUUUUAAGCCUUCAUCUUUCUUCAUCAUCGUGCAGACAAAAGUUGGCAUACAGGUUACAAUUCAACAUAAGCCAUCAGAUAUGCAAGUCUAUAUUAGGGCUGAUCCUGCCUUAAUGAAUACAACCUGUGGUCUUUGUGGGAACUUCAACAACAAGACAGACGACUUUAAUUCUCCAAAUGGUGUCCACCAAGGAACAGGGGCGCCUUUUGGCAAUACGUGGAAGGCACAGGCAGAUUGUCCAAAGGUCAAAAACAGUUUUGAGGAUCCUUGUGCUCUGAGUUCUGAAUCAGAACGAUAUGCUUCCCACUGGUGCUCCAUGUUGAAGGACACCGAAGGGCCCUUCUCUGCCUGUCACAAAUCAGUGGACCCAACUUACUAUUAUAAGACCUGUUUGUUUGACACUUGUAACCGUGAAAAUACAGAGAACUGCAUGUGUACAGCCCUUUCAUCCUAUGUUUAUGCCUGCUCCAGAGAAGGAAUAUACUUGAAAGACUGGAGAACAUCAGUAUGCAGCAACUUUACCAACUGCCCUACAUCUUUCACCUACAAUUACACGAUCAGUACCUUCCAGCCCACAUGCCGUUCAAUCAGUGAGCCUGAUUAUACCUAUGAUGUAUCAUUUGUGCCCGUUGAUGGCUGUAUCUGCAAGGAUGGAACCUAUCUGGAUGACACUGGGAAUUGUGUCCCUCCAAGUCUUUGCCCCUGUUUUAACAACGGGGCAACAGUACCACCAGGACAGGUGAUCCAUGAAAAAGGUGCAGUAUGCACGUGUACAAAUGGAAAGCUGGACUGCAUUGGAAAAAAACCAAUACAAAAAGAGUGUGAAUAUCCUUUGGUCUAUUUCAACUGCUCCAACACCUCUGCAGAAACCAAAGGAUCUGAAUGCCAGAAGAGUUGUUCAACAUUUGACAAAGAAUGUUACAGUACAAAAUGUAUAUCUGGCUGCAUGUGCCCUAGUGGAUUGAUGCUUGAUGACAAAGGAAACUGCAUUCAGGAGAGUGACUGUCCUUGUGUAUAUAAUGAUGAAUUCUAUUCUCCUGGAGAAAAGAUAAAGGUGCAGUGCAACACCUGUAUUUGCAGAAAUAGAAUGUGGGAUUGCACAGAUAACACAUGCCUGGGUACCUGUACUGCGUACGGAGACGGUCACUAUGUCACAUUCGAUAACAAAAGAUAUCAGUUCAGUGGAAACUGCCAAUAUACCUUAGCUCAGGAUUUCUGCUCAAAUGAUACUACUGCGGGAACCUUCCGAGUAAUCACAGAAAAUAUUCCAUGUGGUACUACUGGUACCACCUGCUCAAAAUCCAUCAAGGUUUUCCUAGGGAACUAUGAGCUAAUACUUGGCGAUGAAAAUGUUGAGGUCAUUAAUAGGGAGGUAGGAGAGUAUGUGCCAUUCAAUGUUCUUCAGAUGGGAAUCUACUUGGUGAUUGAGGCAGCUAAUGGACUUGUUUUGGUAUGGGACAAAAAAACCACCAUCUACAUAAAGCUGGCUCCAGAUUUUCAGGGCACUACAUGUGGACUUUGCGGUAACUAUGAUGUAAAUGCGGAAAAUGAUUUUUUGACCAGGAGUAUGUCUGAGGUUGGGGAUGUAAAUGAAUUUGGAAACAGCUGGAAACUUUCACCAAGCUGCCAAGAUGCAAUGGCAGUCAAGGAGCCAUGUUCUACUAACCCUUAUAGGAAAGCAUGGUCACAGAAACAAUGCAGUAUAAUCACUGGCCCCACCUUCAGUUCUUGUCAUGCUCUGGUGAACCCAGUUAACUAUUAUGAGGCUUGUGUUAAUGAUGCUUGUGCCUGUGAUACUGGUGGUGACUGUGAAUGCACCUGCACUGCUGUGGCCGCAUACGCCCAAGCCUGCAGUGAGGCUGGAGAAUGUGUUCAAUGGAGGACUCCAAAAAUGUGUCCAAUAUUUUGUGAUUUCUACAACCAUGAUGAAGAGUGUGAAUGGCAUUAUAAACCCUGUGGAGCACCAUGUAUGAAGACAUGCAGGAACCCUACUGGGGUGUGUUAUAACAACUUAAGUGGACUGGAGGGUUGUUAUCCAGAUUGCCCUGCAGAGAGGCCUUAUUUCGAUGAAACGUCUAUGACAUGCGUAUCUUCGUGUAACUGUUAUGAUGACUACAGAAAAGAGUAUGAACCUGGGGAGGAAAUGCCAGGAGAAAGCAUAUGUUUACCUUGCUAUUGCACCCAAAAUGGCAAAGAAUGUUCCAACGAAUCAGUUUGUUGUUAUUAUGAAGGAAAAAACUUUUUGCCUGGAGAAGUUAUAUACUCUACCAUGGAUGGCAUUGGAGGAUGUAUAGAAGCUAUUUGUUCUGAUAAUUCAACUAUAAAACGAAAUAUUGGACCUUGUACAUCAACACUGGGUCCAAGUACAAUUUUCAACUUCUCCACCUCAAGCUCCAUACCAACCAGUAGAUCUACUCAACCGUCAGUCUCUGUAUCACCGGGCUCUGUCACUAGUCACACAGGCCUGAUUACUACAGCUACUUCUCCAGGAACUGUAUCCUCCACUGUUGGCAUAGACAUUUCAAAUACUUCACAGCCUACAAUUCCCUCAAAAAGUCAAGAUCAUACUACAACAAUUUCAAAUGUUUCACCAACAAUUUGUUUUGAAGCUUAUAACUGUACUUGGUCAGACUGGUAUGAUGUAAGCAGGCCUGGCUUGGGUCCUAAUGAUGGUGAUUUUGAAACUUUCGACAACAUAAAAGCCAAAGGCUUCGAUGUGUGUAAGAAUCCAACAAAAGUGGAGUGUAGAGCAAAGGAAUAUCCUUAUCAAGCAAUAAAGGAAUUAAACCAAAAUGUAAGCUGCAGCAAAAAAGAUGGAUUGAUAUGCGUCAAUACCAAAAACGCAAUUUGCCAUAACUUUGAAAUUAGAGUUGAAUGCUGUGAAUACAGAAAAUGUCAUGAAUAUUCUAGGACAACAGCAUCUCAAUAUUCAACAUCAGGUCAAAUGUCAAUGUCAACUGUGACAGACACAUUAUCAACUGAAUUUCCCAUCACUAGAUCUACUGGGAUAAAAACAACUACUUCUAGUAAAAAUUCUUCCAUAUCUUCUGUAACUUCAACUCUUAUGCCAGUGACUCAAUUUCAUUCAUCCUCUGGGACAUCAACUACUGAAAAAAUAUCAGUAACCCAAACUAAAACCAUGCCUCCUCCACCUAGCAUUUUAAUAUCUACAUUAGAAAGCUCAGCUAUCUCCUCUGCAACAGCUUCUUCUCCAAGAUCUCCAACGACAAGUAUAGUUAAACCAACAUUACAUAUUCCUCAAACAACCACUCUAUCAUCAAUUGUUACUGAAGGUCCAUCACCAUCAAGUGUUACUGAACCAGUGACUGUAAAAAGUACAUUAUCAACUGAAGUUCCCAUCACUAGACCAUUGGAGACGACACCUAGUAAACACUCUUCCACAGCUUCAUUGACAACAACACCUUUGCCAAUGACUCAAUCUCAUUCAUCCUCUUUAAUAUCAACAACUGAAAAAAUAUCAGUACCCGGAACUAAAGUUACGCCUUCUCCCCCUCCUAGCAUUUUAACAUCCACUUUAAAAAGCCCAGUUAUAACUUCUGCAUCAGGAACUUCUCCAAGGUCUCAAACAACAAGUAUAGUUAAACCAACAUCACAUAUUUCUCAACCAACUACUCUAUCAUCAAUUGUUUCUGAAGGUCCAUCAACAUCAAGUGUUACUGAACCAGUGAAUGUGAAAAGUACAUUAUCAACUGAAGUUCCCAUCACUAGACCAUUGGAGACGUCACCUCUUCCUGGAAUUGUCAUUACUACUCCUAGUAAACACUCUUCCACAGGUUCAUUGACAACAACACCUUUGCCAGUGACUCAAUCUCAUUCAUCCUCUGUAACAUCAACUACUGAAAAAAUAUCAGUACCUGAAACAAAAGCUACACCUUCCCCUCCUCCUAGCAUUUUAACAUCCACUUUAGAAAGCCCAGCUAUAACCUCUGCAACAGCAUCUUCUCCAAGGUCUCCAACGACAAGUAUAGUUAAACCAACAUCACAUAUUCCUCAAACAACAACUCUAUCAUCAAUUGUUACUGAAGGUCAAUCAACAUCAAGUGUUACUGAACCAGUGACUAUGAAAAGUACAUUAUCAACUGAAGUUCCCAUCACUAGACCAUUGGAGACGACACCUCUUCCUGGAAUUGUAACAACUUCUCCUAGUAAACACUCUUCCGCAGCUUCAUUGACAACAACACCUUUGCCAAUUACUCAAUCUCAUUCAUCCUCUGUAACAACAACUACUGAAAAAAUAUCAGUACCUGAAACAAAAGCUACACCUUUCCCUCCUCCAAGUACUUUAACAUCUACAUCAGAAGGCUCAGCUAUCUCCUCUGCAUCAGCUUCUUCUCCAAGGUCUCCAACAACAGGUAUAGUUAAACCAACAUCACAUAUUCCUCAAACAACUACUUUAUCAUCAAUUGUUACUGAAGGUCCAUCAACAUCAAGUGUUACUGAACUAGUGACUGUGAAAAGUACAUUAUCAACUGAAGUUCCCAUCACUAGACCACUGGAGACGACACCUCUUCCUGGAGUUGUAACAUCUACUCCUAGUAAACACUCUUCCGCAGCUUCAUUGACAACAACACCUUUUCCAAUGACUCAAUCUCAUUCAUCCUCUGUAACAUCAACUACUGAAAAAAUAUCAGUACCCGAAACAAAAGCUACACCUUCCCCUCCUCCUAGCAUGUUAACAUCAACUUUAGAAAGCCCAGCUAUAACCUCUGCAACAGCAUCUUCUCCAAGGUCUCAAAUGACAAGUAUAGUUAAACCAACAUCACAUAUUCCUCAAACAACAACUCUAUCAUCAAUUCUUACUGAAGGUCCAUCAACAUCAAGUGUUACUGAACCAGUGAAUGUGAAAAGUACAUUAUCAACUGAAGUUCCCAUCACUAGACCCUUGGAGACGACACCUCUUCCUGGAAUUGUAACAUCUACUCCUAGUAAACACUCUUCCGCAGCUUCAUUGACAACAACACCUUUGCCAAUGACUCAAACUCAUUCAUCCUCUGUAACAUCAACAACUGAAGAAAUAUCAGUACCUGAAACAAAAGCUACACCUUCCCCUCCUCCUAGCAUUUUAACAUCCACUUUAAAAAGCCCAGCUAUAACCUCUGCAUCAGGAACUUCUCCAAGGUCUCAAACAACAAGUAUAGUUAAACCAACAUCACAUAUUCCUCAAACAACUACUCUAUCAUCAAUUGUUACUAAAGGUCCAUCAACAUCAAGUGUUACUGAACCAGUGAAUGUGAAAAGUACAUUAUCAACUGAAGUUCCCAUCACUAGACCAUUGGAGACGACACCUCUUCCUGGAAUUGUCACAACUACUCCUAGUAAACACUCUUCCGCAGCUUCAUUGACAACAACACCUUUGCCAAUGACGCAGUCUCAUUCAUCCUCUGUAACAUCAACUACUGAAAAAAUAUCAGUACCCGAAACAAAAGCUACACCUUCCCCUCCUCCUAGCAUUUUAACAUCUACAUCAGAAAGCUCAGCAAUCUCCUCUGCAUCAGCUUCUUCUCCAAGGUCUCCAACAACAGGUAUAGUUAAACCAACAUCACAUAUUCCUCAAACAACUACUCUAUCAUCAAUUGUUUCUGAAGGUCCAUCAACAUCAAGUGUAACUGAACCAGUGACUGUGAAAAGUACAUUAUCAACUGAAGUUCCCAUCACUAGACCAUUGGAGACGACACCUCUUCCUGGAAUUGUAACAUCUACUCCUAGUAAACACUCUUCCACAGCUUCAUUGACAAAAACACCUUUGCCAAUGACUCAAUCUCAUUCAUCAUCUUUAAUAUCAACAACUGAAGAAAUAUCAGUACCUGAAACAAAAGCUACACCUUCCCCUCCUCCUAGCAUUUUAACAUCCACUUUAGAAAGCCCAGCUAUAACCUCUGCAUCAGGAACUUCUCCAAGGUCUCAAACAACAAGUAUAGUUAAACCAACAUCACAUAUUUCUCAACCAACUACUCUAUCAUCAAUUGUUUCUGAAGGUCCAUCAACAUCAAGUGUCACUGAACCAGUGAAUGUGAAAAGUACAUUAUCAACUGAAGUUCCCAUCACUAGACCAUUGGAGACGACACCUCUUCCUGGAAUUGUCACAACUACUCCUAGUAAACACUCUUCCGCAGCUUCAUUGACAACAACACCUUUGCCAAUGACUCAGUCUCAUUCAUCCUCUGUAACAUCAACUACUGAAAAAAUAUCAGUACCCGAAACAAAAGCUACACCUUCCCCUCCUCCUAGCAUUUUAACAUCUACAUCAGAAAGCUCAGCUAUCUCCUCUGCAUCAGCUUCUUCUCCAAGGUCUCCAACAACAGGUAUAGUUAAACCAACAUCACAUAUUCCUCAAACAACUACUCUAUCAUCAAUUGUUUCUGAAGGUCCAUCAACAUCAAGUGUUACUGAACCAGUGACUGUGAAAAGUACAUUAUCAACUGAAGUUCCCAUCACUAGACCCUUGGAGACGACACCUCUUCCUGGAAUUGUAACAUCUACUCCUAGUAAACACUCUUCCACAGCUUCAUUGACAAAAACACCUUUGCCAAUGACUCAAUCUCAUUCAUCCUCUUUAAUAUCAACAACUGAAGAAAUAUCAGUACCUGAAACAAAAGCUACACCUUCCCCUCCUCCUAGCAUUUUAACAUCCACUUUAAAAAGCCCAGCUAUAACCUCUGCAUCAGGAACUUCUCCAAGGUCUCAAACAACAAGUAUAGUUAAACCAACAUCACAUAUUUCUCAACCAACUACUCUAUCAUCAAUUGUUUCUGAAGGUCCAUCAACAUCAAGUGUUACUAAACCAGUGAAUGUGAAAAGUACAUUAUCAACUGAAGUUCCCAUCACUAGACCAUUGGAGACGACACCUCUUCCUGGAAUUGUCACUACUACUCCUAGUAAACACUCUUCCACAGGUUCAUUGACAACAACACCUUUGCCAAUGACUCAAUCUCAUUCAUCCUCUGUAACAUCAACUACUAAAAAAAUAUCAGUACCCGAAACAAAAGCUACACCUUCCCCUCCUCCUAGCAUUUUAACAUCCACUUUAGAAAGCCCAGCUAUAACCUCUGCAUCAGGAUCUUCUUCAAGGUCUCAAACAACAAGUAUAGUUAAACCAACAUCACAUAUUCCUCAAACAACUACUCUAUCAUCAAUUGUUACUGAAGGUCCAUCAACAUCAAGUGUUACUGAACCAGUGACUGUGAAAAGUACAUUAUCAACUGAAGUUCCCCUCACUAGACCCUUGGAGACGACACCUCUUCCUGGAAUUGUCACAUCUACUCCUAGUAAACACUCUCCUGCAGCUUCAUUGACAACAACACCUUUGCCAAUGACUCAAUCUCAUUCAUCCUCUGUAACAUCAACUACUGAAAAAAUAUCAGUACCCGGAACUAAAGUUACGCCUUCUCCCCCUCCUAGCAUUUUAACAUCCACUUUAGAAAGUCCAGCUAUAACCUCUGCAUCAGCAUCUUCUCCAAGGUCUCAAACAACAAGUAUAGUUAAACCAACAUCACAUAUGCCUCAAACAACUACUCUAUCAUCAAUUGUUACUGAAGGUCCAUCAACAUCAAGUGUUACUGAGCCAGUGAAUGUGAAAAGUACAUUAUCAACUGAAGUUCCCAUCACUAGACCAUUGGAGACGACACCUCUUCCUGGAAUUGUCACAACUACACCUAGUAAACACUCUUCCUCAGCUUCAUUGACAACAACACCUUUGCCAAUUACUCAAUCUCAUUCAUCCUCUGUAACAUCAACUACUGAAAAAAUAUCAGUACCUGAAACAAAAGCUACACCUUCCCCUCCUCCUAGCAUUUUAACAUCUACAUCAGAAAGCUCAGCUAUCUCCUCUGCAACAGCUUCUUCUCCAAGGUCUCCAACAACAGGUAUAGUUAAACUAACAUCACAUAUUCCUCAAACAACUACUCUAUCAUCAAUUGUUACUGAAGGUCCAUCAACAUCAAGUGUUACUGAACUAGUGACUGUGAAAAGUACAUUAUCAACUGAAGUUCCCAUUACUAGACCACUGCAUACGACACCUCUUCCUGGAGUUGUAACAUCUACUCCUAGUAAACACUCUUCCGCAGCUUCAUUGACAACAACACCUUUGCCAAUUACUCAAUCUCAUUCAUCCUCUGUAACAUCAACUACUGAAAAAAUAUCAGUACCCGAAACAAAAGCUACACCUUCCCCUCCUCCUAGCAUUUUAACAUCUACAUCAGAAAGCUCAGCUAUCUCCUCUGCAACAGCUUCUUCUCCAAGAUCUCAAACGACAAGUAUAGUUAAACCAACAUCACAUAUUCCUCAAACAACCACUCUAUCAUCAAUUGUUACUGAAGGUCCAUCAGCAUCAAGUGUUACUGAACCAGUGAAUGUGAAAAGUACAUUAUCAACUGAAGUUCCCAUCACUAGACCAUUGGAGACGACACCUCUUCCUGGAAUUGUAACAACUACUCCUAGUAAACACUCUUCUGCAGCUUCAUUGACAACAACACCUUUGCCAAUGACUCAAUCUCAUUCAUCCUCUGUAACAUCAACUACUGAAAAAAUAUCAGUACCCGGAACUAAAGUUACGCCUUCUCCCCCUCCUAGCAUUUUAACAUCCACUUUAGAAAGUCCAGCUAUAACCUCUGCAUCAGGAUCUUCUCCAAGGUCUCAAACAACAAGUAUAGUUAAACCAACAUCACAUAUUCCUCAAACAACUACUCUAUCAUCAAUUGUUACUGAAGGUCCAUCAACAUCAAGUUUUUCUGAACCAGUGAAUGUGAAAAGUACAUUAUCAACUGAAGUUCCCAUUACUAGACCAUUGGAGACGACACCUCUUCCUGGAAUUGUCACAACUACUCCUAGUAAACACUCUUCCGCAGCUUCAUUGACAACAACACCUUUGUCAAUGACUCAGUCUCAUUCAUCCUCUGUAACAUCAACUACUGAAAAAAUAUCAGUACCCGAAACAAAAGCUACACCUUCCCGUCCUCCUAGCAUUUUAACAUCUACAUCAGAAAGCUCAGCUAUCUCCUCUGCAUCAGCUUCUUCUCCAAGGUCUCCAACAACAGGUAUAGUUAAACCAACAUUACAUAUUCCUCAAACAACUACUCAAUCAUCAAUUGUUACUGAAGGUCCAUCAACAUCAAGUGUUACUGAACCAGUGACUGUGAAAAGUACAUUAUCAACUGAAGUUCCCAUCACUAGACCAUUGGAGACGACACCUCUUCCUGGAGUUGUAACAUCUACUCCUAGUAAACACUCUUCCGCAGCUUCAUUGAGAACAACACCUUUGCCAAUGACUCAAUCUCAUUCAUCCUCUGUAACAUCAACUACUGAAAAAAUAUCAGUACCCGGAACUAAAGUUACGCCUUCUCCCCCUCCUAGCAUUUUAACAUCCACUUUAGAAAGUCCAGCUAUAACCUCUGCAUCAGGAUCUUCUCCAAGGUCUCAAACAACAAGUAUAGUUAAACCAACAUCACAUAUUCCUCAAACAACUACUCUAUCAUCAAUUGUUACUGAAGGUCCAUCAACAUCAAGUGUUUCUGAACCAGUGAAUGUGAAAAGUACAUUAUCAACUGAAGUUCCCAUUACUAGACCAUUGGAGACGACACCUCUUCCUGGAAUUGUCACAACUACUCUUAGUAAACACUCUUCCGCAGCUUCAUUGACAACAACACCUUUGCCAAUGACUCAGUCUCAUUCAUCCUCUGUAACAUCAACUACUGAAAAAAUAUCAGUACCCGAAACAAAAGCUACACCUUCCCGUCCUCCUAGCAUUUUAACAUCUACAUCAGAAAGCUCAGCUAUCUCCUCUGCAUCAGCUUCUUCUCCAAGGUCUCCAACAACAGGUAUAGUUAAACCAACAUUACAUAUUCCUCAAACAACUACUCAAUCAUCAAUUGUUACUGAAGGUCCAUCAACAUCAAGUGUUACUGAACCAGUGACUGUGAAAAGUACAUUAUCAACUGAAGUUCCCAUCACUAGACCAUUGGAGACGACACCUCUUCCUGGAGUUGUAACAUCUACUCCUAGUAAACACUCUUCCGCAGCUUCAUUGAGAACAACACCUUUUCCAAUGACUCAAUCUCAUUCAUCCUCUGUAACAUCAACUACUGAAAAAAUAUCAGUACCCGAAACAAAAGCUACACCUUCCCCUCCUCCUAGCAUUUCAACAUCCACUUUAGAAAGCCCAGCUAUAACCUCUGCAUCAGGAUCUUCUUCAAGGUCUCAAACAACAAGUAUAGUUAAACCAACAUCACAUAUUCCUCAAACAACUACUCUAUCAUCAAUUGUUACUGAAGGUCCAUCAACAUCAAGUGUUACUGAACCAGUGACUGUGAAAAGUACAUUAUCAACUGAAGUUCCCAUCACUAGACCCUUGGAGACGACACCUCUUCCUGGAAUUGUCACAUCUACUUCUAGUAAACACUCUCCCACAGCUUCAUUGACAACAACACCUUUGCCAAUGACUCAAUCUCAUUCAUCCUCUGUAACAUCAACUACUGAAAAAAUAUCAGUACCCGGAACUAAAGUUACGCCUUCUCCCCCUCCUAGCAUUUUAACAUCCACUUUAGAAAGUCCAACUAUAACCUCUGCAUCAGCAUCUUCUCCAAGGUCUCAAACAACAAGUAUAGUUAAACCAACAUCACAUAUGCCUCAAACAACUACUCUAUCAUCAAUUGUUACUGAAGGUCCAUCAACAUCAAGUGUUACUGAACCAGUGAAUGUGAAAAGUACAUUAUCAACUGAAGUUCCCAUCACUAGACCAUUGGAGACGACACCUCUUCCUGGAAUUGUCACAACUACUCCUAGUAAACACUCUUCUGCAGCUUCAUUGACAACAACACCUUUGCCAAUUACUCAAUCUCAUUCAUCCUCUGUAACAUCAACUACUGAAAAAAUAUCAGUACCCGAAACAAAAGCUACACCUUCCCCUCCUCCUAGCUUUUUCACAUCUAUAUCAGAAAGCUCAGCUAUCUCCUCUGCAACAGCUUCUUCUCCAAGAUCUCCAACAACAAGUAUAGUUAAACCAACAUCACAUAUGCCUCAAACAACUACUCUAUCAUCAAUUGUUACUGAAGGCCCAUCAACAUCAAGUGUUACUGAACCAGUGAAUGUGAAAAGUACAUUAUCAACUGAAGUUCCCAUCACUAGACCAUUGGAGACGACACCUCUUCCUGGAAUUGUCACAACUACUCCUAGUAAACACUCUUCCGCAGCUUCAUUGACAACAACACCUUUGCCAAUGACUCAAUCUCAUUCAUCCUCUGUAACAUCAACUACUAAAAAAAUAUCAGUACCCGGAACUAAAGUUACGCCUUCUCCCCCUCCUAGCAUUUUAACAUCCACUUUAGAAAGCCCAGCUAUAACCUCUGCAUCAGCAUCUUCUCCAAGGUCUCCAACGACAAGUAUAGUUAAACCAACAUCACAUAUUCCUCAAACAACCACUCUAUCAUCAAUUGUUACUGAAGGUCCAUCAACAUCAAGUGUUACUGAACCAGUGAAUGUGAAAAGUACAUUAUCAACUGAAGUUCCCAUCACUAGACCAUUGGAGACGACACCUCUUCCUGGCAUUGUCACAACUACUCUUAGUAAACACUCCUCCACAGCUUCAUUGACAACAACAACACCUUUGCCAAUGACUCAGUCUCAUUCAUCCUCUGUAACAUCAACUACUGAAAAAAUAUCAGUACCCGAAACAAAAGCUACACCUUCCCCUCCUCCUAGCAUUUUAACAUCCUCUUUAGAAAGCCCAGCUAUAACCUCUGCAACAGCAUCUUCUCCAAGGUCUCAAACGACAAGUAUAGUUAAACCAACAUCACAUAUUCCUCAAACAACAACUCUAUCAUCAAUUGUUAGUGAAGGUCCAUCAACAUCAAGUGUUACUGAACCAGUGACUGUGAAAAGUACAUUAUCAACUGAAGUCCCCAUCACUAGACCCUUGGAGACGUCACCUCUUCCUGGAAUUGUAACAUCUACUCCUAGUAAACACUCUUCCGCUGCUUCAUUGACAACAACACCUUUGCCAAUGACUCAAUCUCAUUCAUCCUCUGUAACAUCAACUACUAAAAAAAUAUCAGUACCCGGAACUAAAGUUACGCCUUCUCCCCCUCCUAGCAUUUUAACAUCCACUUUAGAAAGCCCAGCUAUAACCUCUGCAACAGCAUCUUCUCCAAGGUCUCAAACGACAAGUAUAGUUAAACCAACAUCACAUAUUCCUCAAACAACAACUCUAUCAUCAAUUGUUAGUGAAGGUCCAUCAACAUCAAGUGUUACUGAACCAGUGACUGUGAAAAGUACAUUAUCAACUGAAGUCCCCAUCACUAGACCCUUGGAGACGUCACCUCUUCCUGGAAUUGUAACAUCUACUCCUAGUAAACACUCUUCCGCUGCUUCAUUGACAACAACACCUUUGCCAAUGACUCAAUCUCAUUCAUCCUCUGUAACAUCAACUACUGAAAAAAUAUCAGUACCCGGAACUAAAGUUACGCCAUCUCCCCCUCCUAGCAUUUUAACGUCCACUUUAGAAACCCCAGCUAUAACCUCUGCAUCAGGAUCUUCCCCAAGGUCUCAAACAACAGGUAUAGUUAAACCAACAUCACAUAUUCCUCAAACAACUACUCUAUCAUCAAUUGUUACUGAAGGUCCAUCAACAUCAAGUGUUACUGAACCAGUGACUGUGAAAAGUACAUUAUCAACUGAAGUUCCCUUGGAGACAACACCUCAUCCUGAAAUUUUAACAUCUACUUCUAGUAAACACUCUUCCACAGUGUCAUUGACAACAACACCUUUGCCAAUGACUCAAUCUCAUUCAUCCUCUGUAACAUCAACUACUGAAAAAAUAUCAGUACCCGGAACUAAAGUUACGCCUUCUCCCCCUCCUAGCAUUUUAACGUCCACUUUAGAAAGCCCAGCUAUAACCUCUUCAUCAGGAUCUUCUCCAAGGUCUCAAACAACAAGUAUAGUUAAACCAACAUCACAUAUUCCUCAAACAACUACUCUAUCAUCAAUUGUUACUGAAGGUCCAUCAACAUCAAGUGUUACUGAACCAGUGACUAUGAAAAGUACAUUAUCAACUGAAGUUCCCAUCACUAGACCAUUGGAGACGACACCUCUUCCUGGAAUUGUAACAACUACUCCUAGUAAACACUCUUCCGCAGCUUCAUUGACAACAACACUUUUGCCAAUUACUCAGUCUCAUUCAUCCUCUAUAACAACAACUACUGAAAAAAUAUCAGUACCCGAAACAAAAGCUACACCUUCCCCUCCUCCUAGCAUUUUAACAUCUAUAUCAGAAAGCUCAGCUAUCUCCUCUGCAUCAGCUUCUUCUCCAAGGUCUCCAACAACAGGUAUAGUUAAACCAACAUCACAUAUUCCUCAAACAACUACUCUAUCAUCAAUUGUUACUGAAGGUCCAUCAACAUCAAGUGUUACUGGACAAGUGACUGUGAAAAGUACAUUAUCAACUGAAGUUCCCAUUACUAGACCACUGGAGACGACACCUCUUCCUGGAGUUGUAACAUCUACUCCUAGUAAACACUCUUCCGCAGCUUCAUUGACAACAACACCUUUACCAAUGACUCAAUCUCAUUCAUCCUCUGUAACAACAACUACUGAAAAAAUAUCAGUACCCGAAACAAAAGCUACACCUUCCCCUCCUCCUAGCAUGUUAACAUCCACUUUAGAAAGUCCAGCUAUAACCUCUGCAACAGCAUCUUCUCCAAGGUCUCCAACGACAAGUAUAGUUAAACCAACAUCACAUAUUCCUCAAACAACUACUCUAUCAUCAAUUGUUACUGAAGGUCCAUCAACAUCAAGUGUUACUGAACCAGUGAAUGUGAAAAGUACAUUAUCAACUGAAGUUCCCAUCACUAGACCAUUGGAGACGACACCUCUUCCUGGAAUUGUAACAACUAUUCCUAGUAAACACUCUUCCUCAGCUUUAUUGACAACAACACCUUUGCCAAUUACUCAAUCUCAUUCAUCCUCUGUAACAUCAACUACUGAAAAAAUAUCAGUACCCGAAACAAAAGCUACAUCUUCCCCUCCUCCUAGCAUUUUAACAUCUACAUCAGAAAGCUCAGCUAUCUCCUCUGCAUCAGCUUCUUCUCCAAGGUCUCCAACAACAGGUAUCGUUAAACCAACAUCACAUAUGCCUCAAACAACUACUCUAUCAUCAAUUGUUACUGAAGGUCCAUCAACAUCAAGUGUUACUGAACCAGUGACUGUGAAAAGUACAUUAUCAACUGUAGUUCCCUUGGAGACGACACCUCAUCCUGAAAUUUUAACAUCUACUUCUAGUAAACACUCUUCCGCAGUGUCAUUGACAACAACACCUUUGCCAAUGACUCAAUCUCAUUCAUCCUUUGUUACAUCAACUACUGAAAAAACAUCUUCUAAAACUAGCUCUAGUGUGACUUCUGGUUCUACCAUAAUUUUAACCUCAUCUCCUAUAACAUCGCCUAGUAAAAUAACUUCCUCAACAUCUUUGACAUCAAAAAGUACUACUGUCACUUCCACUUCUGGUACAACAUUGUUUCCAAUAUCUUUGUCAUUUAUUUCUACAUCCUCCAUUUCAAAUAUUAAUACUACUCCACUAUUAUCCACAAAAAUUUCACCUGUAAGUCAUUUCCCAUCUUCCCCUUUAUUAACAACAACCCCUUCCACAUCAUUUGGAGUUUCAUUGGCAUCAUCUCCAUCAUCUGUUAGCAGCUCAACAUCCUGCUUCUGCAAAGUAAAUGACGAAUUCUUUUCUCCAGGUGAAAUUCUGUACAGAAUAGAAGAUAAAGAUGGCUGUGAAUAUUAUGCAAAAUGUAGUGACAUUUGUGAACCAGAACACUUCAAAGGUCCAUGUUCCACAACAAUUGCAACAAGUACUGCAUCAGAAACAUUCCGCUCUGCUAGCACAACUACAUUAGAAUUUAUACCAACAAUACCUACUUCAUCGGAAAUAAUGGUAAGCAGUGAACCUUCAACCUUAAGAUCAACAGGCUCUACUGAAGGAUCUAGUCCCUCUAAAACAACACCAUUAAAUAUUAUAUCCACAACUUCUUCAUCAACAAGUCUUAUGCCUUCACACCCACCAAGCUCAAGAAGAACAACUUCAAACAUUCCUUCCAGCACAUCUCCACUGGAACAUUCUGCAACAACACCCUUCUCCUCGGUGGCAGCUGAAACAUCAAGUUCUUCAACACAAGCAACUCCAAGCAUAAAGCCUUCAAUCUCAGUUGUCUCAACAGGCACCACAUAUGAAAUUAGUUCAGGAAGUAGUUUUCCCACAACACAAGUAACAUCUUCAGGUGAAACAACUUGUGGGCCUUGUGAAUGUUUAAUGCCAUCUUGUGGCACUGGAUAUCGAGUUGUCUCUUACAAGCCACCUGGAGCUUGUUGUGCAAUUAUAAAAUGUGAGCCUGAUUCUGUCUGUGUGGUUGAUAACAUUAUAUACCAGAAAGGGUCUAUCAUACCACAAACAAAAAACCUUUGUCAGAAAUGUGAAUGCUCCAUGGAUAUGGAUGAGAACACAGGGUUUAAUGCUGUAAAAUGUGAGCCAGUUGUAUGUGUGCAAACAUGUGAUGAGGGUUUUACAUACAUUGAGAAAGCUGGCCAAUGCUGUGGAGAAUGCAUACCCAAGCAAUGCACCAUGAAGGGAGCAGAUAACAAACAGGUUGAAAUCAAGGUUGGGGAUUCUUAUCGCCCACAAGGCAACACUUGCAGCUAUUAUGAAUGUGAUGAGGUCGAUAGCCAACCAGUUCUAACUAAAGUGAAGCUGAUCUGUCAGAAGUUGGACAUCUCCAAAUGCGAACCGAACACAAUUAAAUAUGAUGAGGAUGGCUGCUGUCAGACUUGCACAAUUAAACCAGACAUUAAAGUAAUAGAGAAACCCACUGUCAUAGAAGACUGCAACCCUCAGAAAAACUUGACAGUCCUGAGACAAGAUGACUGUGAGGCUGAGGUGGAAUUAACAUCCUGUGGAGGACCUUGCAUGGGAUCAUCCAAAUAUUCCAUGGAAUCCCAGAGCAUAGACCACACUUGUACCUGCUGCAGUGAGCUGGAGGUUGGAGAGAAACAGAUUAAACUUCUAUGUGCUAAUGGUCAAUACAAAAGCUACACUUACAAGGAUGUACUAAAAUGCGGAUGCUCUAGUGCUAGCUGCACUCCAUUACCUUGAUCCACAGGGAUACCGCAAUAGUUUGCUCAAAUGACUACAUACAAGAAAGAAAAUAAAGCAAACAUAAAAACUACACCAUCAAAUUGUCUGUAAAAAGUUAAAAAAAAAUAGUUUGAGCAUUGUUGGAAGACAAAAUUGAAAUGCUUUUGUGUAGUCCAAGCCUAUAUUUUUGUAAUGCUAAUAUACAUUAAAAUUCCAAGCAAAUAUGA
Xenopus tropicalis (tropical clawed frog) is the source of this 17774-nucleotide messenger RNA. RefSeq names its product mucin-2-like. NCBI's taxonomy places the organism in Eukaryota, Metazoa, Chordata, Amphibia, Anura, Pipidae. The record is from RefSeq and is a predicted model, not a curated record. The transcript has 38 exons. Gene Ontology annotation, cellular component: extracellular region. The coding region runs from base 1 to 17565 and encodes 5854 amino acids.